AUGACGUCACUAGAUACAAUGCCGAUCGCUGAGCCAUUCGAGCUUCCAUGUGGACUGAAAAUAUCCAACCGGAUAGUGAAAGCUGCAAUGGAAGAAUCACUUGGCACUGGUGAUAACCAGCCAAAUGAAUAUAUUUAUCGUCUCUAUGAUCGUUGGGCAAAAGGUUCCUAUGGACUUCUCUUGACUGGAAAUGUACAAGUAGACGAGCGUUAUCCUGGUCUUAUGACUGAUCUAAUGAUAUCAAGCAAGGAAAAGACUGAUAUAGAAAAAUGGAAACGUUAUGCCGAUGUGAGCCAAAGUCAUGGCACACCGACUAUCGUUCAAAUCAAUCAUGCUGGUCGUCAAUCUCCAAUGGGAAAACGACCUUUUCGGCAACCUCCUAUAGCUCCCAGUCCAAUUCCGAUGUCAAUGGGAGAUAGUUUUAUUGCUAGAACAUUGCAACGCAUCGUUAUGCCUAAACCAAAAGAAAUGACGGUAGCGCAGAUCGAAGAUGUAGUUCGAAGAUUUGCCGACACAGCGGAGAUUAUGGCAAAAGCAGGUUUUGCCGGCGUGGAAAUUCACGGCAGUCAUGGUUAUUUAGUUAGUAGUUUUUUAUCACCAAAGUCAAACAAACGAACUGAUGAUUAUGGCGCUACACCUAAAGAUCGAAUGAAAUUUUUAUUUCAAAUCAUCGACGCCAUUCGAGCAGUUGUACCGCGAACUUUUGCUGUCGGUAUCAAGUUAAAUUCGUCUGAUUUUAGUGCAGGUGGAUUAACCGAAGACGAAGCUAAAGAUCAGUUUCAAUGGAUUGACGAACAUGGAGGUAUCGACUUUAUUGAAAUAUCCGGUGGAACUUAUGAAUCACCAGCGAUGGCUGGAACAGAAUACAUUCCUCGAUCCGAACGUACUCGUAAGCGAGAAGCUUACUUUCUCGAAUUCGCGGCUAAAGUUCGUAACACAACGACUAUUCCGCUCAUAGUUACGGGUGGAUUUCGUACUCGCAAAGGAAUGAAUGACGCCGUUCGUUCGAAUGCAUGCGAUUUCGUCGGUAUUGCCCGUCCGACUUGUCUUCAAUUCAAUCUACCAGAAAUCUUACUCGACAAAACACUCGCUGAUGAACAUGCACGAGCCAUACAAUAUGAAAUUCGAGGUACACAGUUAUUCAAUCUAAUUCCGAUUAAUGCUGUUGGGUCAGGUGUUACAACGCUUUGGCACAAUUGGCAAAUGCAUCGCGUGGCAAUCGACAAUUGUGAACCAGAUCCGAGAUACAAUGUCAUUCUAAAUGAGAUCGACGCGUUAACAACAAUUUCUCAUGCUCGAGUGCAAACAGAAGUACAAUUGAAAAAGAAUGUUGAAUUAACAUUUUGUUUACGUGAAAUGUUGACAUAA
Molecule: messenger RNA, 1368 nt
Organism: Adineta ricciae
Lineage: Eukaryota; Metazoa; Rotifera; Eurotatoria; Adinetida; Adinetidae
Source: the annotation of a GenBank genome assembly